ACAAACCGGAAGAAGAAGAACAACGUGCAGUGUGACGUCGAACCUCUGCGCCGCCUGAAACAGCCGCACGUGUUGUUUUUCGUGGACGUUUGAGUGCUUUAAUAUUUCUGUACUGGAGUGUAAAACACCACAGAUACAAAGAUGGGGAAGAAACUCAAAGUUGGAAAAACCAGGAAGGAUAAAUUCUACCACCUGGCUAAAGAAACAGGUUAUCGCUCUCGUUCUUCCUUCAAACUCAUCCAGCUCAACCGUAAAUUUCAGUUUCUACAGAAAGCCAGAGCUGUGGUGGAUCUGUGUGCUGCUCCUGGAGGAUGGUUGCAGGUGGCGUCCAAGUUUAUGCCUGUAUCAAGUAUCAUUAUUGGUGUUGAUCUGGUGCCCAUCAAGCCCAUCCCCAGCGUGGUGACGCUGCAAGAAGACAUUACCACUGACAAAUGCAGAACGGCUUUACGAAAGGAACUGCAGACAUGGAAGGUCGACGUUGUCUUAAAUGACGGAGCCCCAAAUGUGGGAGCCAACUGGGUACAUGACGCCUUCUCACAAGCUCAUUUGACCCUCAUGGCGAUGAAGUUGGCCUGUGAGUUUCUCGCCAAAGGUGGCACUUUCGUCACCAAGGUCUUCCGCUCCAAAGACUACCAGCCACUGCUCUGGAUUUUCCAGCAGCUCUUCAAGAAGGUGCAGGCCACCAAGCCGCAGGCGUCCAGGAACGAGUCCGCCGAGAUCUUUGUCGUCUGUCAGGGUUUUCUUGCCCCAGAUAAAAUCGACAGUAAGUUUUUUGACCCCAAAUAUGCAUUCAAAGAGGUGGAGGUGCAGGCCAAAACUGUGAGGGAUCUGAUUCCUGUCAAGAAGGCAAAGGCGGAGGGAUACGCAGAUGGUGAGCUGACACUCUACCACAGUUUCACAGUGACAUCCUUUCUGAGGGCAGACAACGCCAUAGACUUUCUGAACAAAGCCAGUGAGAUCACCUUUGACAACUUUGACCUGGAGUGUCAACCGGCCACCACUGAUGAGAUAAAGGAGUGCUGUCGCGACAUCAAAGUCUUGGGCCGCAAAGAGCUCCGCCUGCUGCUGAACUGGAGGAGGAACCUGCGGAGAUAUCUGGCCAAAAAACUGAAGGGGGAGGCCAAACCGCUCGACCCGGAGAUCAAAUUAAGUUCUGAUGAAGAAAAGGGCGAUUCAGAUGAAGAAUCUGACAAGAAGAAGAAGAAGAAAGAGGCGAAGGCGACGGGGGAGGAAGAGGAGGAAGAGGAGGAAGAGGAGGACGAGGAGGCAGAAAUGGAGAAGAAACUGGCAGAACUGAAAGCUGAGGAAGUGUCUGAGCUCAAAAGGAAGAAGAGGAAGCUGCUGAAGGAGCGAAGGAAGCAGAGGGAGAGGGUGGAGCUGAAGAUGGAUCUGCCUGGCGUCUCCAUCGCAGAUUCCAACGACUCAUCCAUGUUCUCGCUCAGCGCCAUCAAGAAGAAACAGGCGCUGGCUGAUCUAGCCAAGGGGGACAUGCAGUUGGCAGACAACCUGGUAGAUGAAGAUGACGACCUCCACCUGUCUGAGGAAGAGGAUGAUGAGGCGGAUAAAAUGUCCCUGGCCUCUGAUUUAAGUGAUGAUGACAUGGAAGAGGUGGAGCAGAGACAGAAAGAUCUAGAGAUGAAGGCACCAAAGAAGAAAGUAAAGUUCACAGAAGCGGAGGACGAUGAGGAGGAUGAAGGGCAGGGUAGCGGCUUGCUGGUGGAACUGGAGGGAAAGGAUGAGAAGAAGGAACGAGAGGCCAACCUGUGGUUCAGCAAGGGCAUAUUCUCCGAGAUCGACAUGGAAGGAGACGCAGAGAGCGAGCUCCGACAGACCGAGUUGCUUCAGAACAAAAAAGCUGCCAAAAAGAGGAAAGCUGAAGAAGAGGAAGAGGAGGAGGAGGAGGAAGAGGAGGCUGCCCCACCUGCGGAAGAAAAGGCGGGACCUUCAAAAGAAGCUGAAGAGGAGAGUGACAGCGACUCAGAUGACAGCAGUGAAGACGAGAAGGAGAUUACCAAGAUGAAGCAGGUCACUAAAGGGGCUGGCGGGGCUGGCGGGGCUGGCGGGGUUUCAGAAGAGGCCAAUGAUGAGAACUUCCAGGUUGUUCCUGUAGAAAGCAUCAGUAAGAGAGCCAGGAUCCUGAAUGCAGAGGGUCUGGCCCUGGGCUGUCAGAUCGCCACGUCUAAGAAGAGAGCUAGGGACCUGGUGGACGGCUCCUUCCACAGGUUUGCUAGCUCCGAGGAGGUGUGGGACGUACCGGCAUGGUUCCUAGACGAUGAAGGGAAACACCGGAAGAAGCCGACGCCGGUCACCAAGGAGAUGGUGGAGGAGUUCAAACAAAAAUGGAAGGAGAUCGAUGCCCGACCCAUCAAACGAGUCGCUGAGGCCAAGGCCAGGAAGAAGAGGAGGAUGCUGAAGAAGAUGGAAUCGGCUAAGAAGAAAGCAGAAGCAGUCGUCAACAUAGUGGACAUCUCCGAGAGGGAGAAGAUGGCUCAGUUGAAGAGUAUCUACAAGAAAGCAGGCCUGGGGAAGGAGAAGAGAGAAGUAACAUACGUCGUGACCAAAAAGGGGGCUGGCAGGAAGGUGAGGCGUCCGGCCGGCGUCAAGGGAGCCUUCAAAGUGGUGGACGGUCGCAUGAAGAAAGACAUGCGGGCGAUGCAGAGGAAAGACACUAAAGGGGGCAAAGGAAAAGGCGGAAAAGGCGGCAAAGGAGGAGGACAGACAAAGGGUGGCAGAGGAGGGAUGAAGGGUGGUAAAGGGCGAAAAGGAAAAUAAAUGUGAUCCUGUAGCACUCUCACAGUGUUGCCUUUCUAACUAUUUAACAUGUCGCAGGUGAGCAUUUAUGGAGCUUUGUGAGCUAAGAUGUCUGCCACACUUUGGGCUCCUGUAUCAUGUACAGAGGCCAAAAUUAGUUUUGGUCAUUCACAUGGAUGCCCUCAUUUUAGGACCUUUCGCUGAGGCUCCUGAAACCUCUUGACAUAAUGUUCUCCGUGUUCUGCGCACGUUUUUCUGAAGAUGUAGAUUAUUUGUCCUGAACUCUGAACGGAGUAGUUUAACUGAACAGCUGAACUGUAAAUGGCAGAAAAUCAAGUAAAAACAUAAUAAAUGUGUUCUCCAGAAAUGUUGCUAUUAAUGUAAAUAUUAUAUACACAUUUUUUGCAAUAAAAGUUUUGUUGAAUCUUUAA
Molecule: messenger RNA, 3182 nt
Organism: Sebastes umbrosus (honeycomb rockfish)
Lineage: Eukaryota; Metazoa; Chordata; Actinopteri; Perciformes; Sebastidae
Gene: ftsj3
Product: FtsJ RNA 2'-O-methyltransferase 3
Exons: 21
Coding region: 142-2772 (876 amino acids)
Biological process (GO): rRNA methylation; maturation of LSU-rRNA from tricistronic rRNA transcript (SSU-rRNA, 5.8S rRNA, LSU-rRNA); maturation of 5.8S rRNA from tricistronic rRNA transcript (SSU-rRNA, 5.8S rRNA, LSU-rRNA)
Cellular component (GO): nucleus; preribosome, large subunit precursor; nucleolus
Molecular function (GO): rRNA (guanine) methyltransferase activity; rRNA (uridine-2'-O-ribose)-methyltransferase activity
Source: RefSeq, a predicted model, not a curated record